Onychomys torridus (southern grasshopper mouse) is the source of this 2506-nucleotide messenger RNA. RefSeq names its product cation channel sperm associated 1 (gene Catsper1). The annotation marks the transcript as partial. The transcript is spliced from 13 exons. Gene Ontology annotation, molecular function: calcium-activated cation channel activity; voltage-gated calcium channel activity. Gene Ontology annotation, biological process: spermatogenesis; calcium ion transport; flagellated sperm motility. Gene Ontology annotation, cellular component: membrane; CatSper complex. The record is from RefSeq and is a predicted model, not a curated record. NCBI's taxonomy places the organism in Eukaryota, Metazoa, Chordata, Mammalia, Rodentia, Cricetidae.
UGGUGCUAGGGUGCAGCACCAUAAGCCUCCUCAUCCACCAGGGAUCGCAGCUCAGUUGCAUGAAGAUACACAAAUUACACCAUUAUGCUGUGGAAGUGUAAUUCAUGAUAGGUGUUUCUAUCAUGCUCAUGAACACGAAACAGCAGUAAAGACAGCAGCUCAAAAGACACCCAUCAAACCUUCCUGUGAAGUGGCUGAAGAAUUUAUCUUGAUUCUUCCCUCUACAUCUGAACUUGCUUCCUUUUGGGGUUCCAGUACAAUCAUGGAUAAACCCUCGAAGAUGGAUAAUGCUCAUCCUGAGUCACACACUAGUAAAUUGGUUCCAAGCCAUUACUCAUCAUCCUCCCAAGCACACCAUAGGCCAGGCCACAAUGGAGUCCAUCAUCCUCGUGAUGCCCAUCACCAGCCAUCUCACAAUCGCGGUGGAUCCCACCAUCAAAAUGAAUCCCAGCAUUUCCGUGAGUCCUCAGACCGUGAAGGUGCUUUCUCCCAUCAUUCCCAUCACCAUAACAGACCUUAUCACUCCAUAUCGCCGGAUACCGUCCCUCACCAUUUUGGUGGGACCCAUGAUGAAUCUCACCUCCAUACUGAGUCCCAACACCAUAGUGAGUUCCACCACCCAAGCAGACAACACCAAGAUGGACGUCACUAUCAUGGAGGGCACCAUGGAACUUCUGAGUCACACAGCCAAAGGGAUGCUUCCCACCAUGGGAAACCCCAUCAUACAUCCCACCGUCCUGGUGAAUCCCAUCAUCAAGGCCAUCAAGGCCAUCAAGGCCACCAUUACGGCAGGCUUCACCAUCUUGAAUCCCAAUACCACCGAAGACAGUCUUAUUAUGGAGGGAACUUUUCCUUCCACUCCUCUGAGGGGUCCUUCCACCAGGAAAGAUCUCACCAUCAUGUAGGCCACCAAGCUCACCACAGCGAGCAUCCCCACCACGGCGAGCAUCCCCACCACGGCGAGCAUUCCUACCACGGCGAGCAUUCCCACCACAGACUGCACCAUCACCACAGAGAACACCAUCAUGGAGAGCAUCAUCACCACAGAGAGCAUUCCCAUCAUCACCGCCAGAGCAUCUCCCAACUCUCUGCCACAUUCAAGUCCCACAGCACGCUUGGCAUCUCCCCUUCUCCUAUGAGAACCAAAAGCUCACUCGGUAGUGUGCCUCUCUCCCAUACUGCAACGAGAUCUUAUGCCUCUCAUGUUUCCAGCAAAAUUCAUCCCAAGGACACCUCCAAAGAAUCAGACUCCUGGAGUGAGGACGAACAAAUUCAGAAGCGCAAAAGGACCCAGCGGGCCCACAAGAAGUUGCACUCUGGGAAUAUCUUCCAAUGGAUUUGGGAAAAAAUAAGCCGCCUCCUUUGGGGUCUCCGGAAAAUGAUGAUGUCACUGACUCAGUCCCUGGGCUUUGAGACCUUCAUCUUCGUUGUGGUCUGCCUCAACACAAUUAUCCUUGUGGCCCAGACCUUCACUGAGCUAGAGAUCAAAGGUGAAUGGUACUUCAUGGUCCUGGACUCCAUCUUCCUUUCCAUCUACAUACUAGAAGCUGUGCUCAAGCUCAUUGCCCUGGGCGUAGAGUACUUUUAUGACCCAUGGAACAAUCUGGACUUCUUCAUCAUGGUCAUGGCGGUGCUGGACUUUGUGCUCCUCCAGAUCAAUUCCCUCUCCUAUUCAUUCUACAACCACAGCCUGUUCCGGAUUCUCAAAGUUUUCAAGAGCAUGAGGGCACUGAGGGCCAUCCGGGUCCUUCGGAGGCUCAGCAUCCUCACUAGCCUCCAUGAAGUGACGGGGACUCUGAGUGGAUCUUUGCCGUCCAUCACAGCCAUCCUCACCCUCAUGUUUACCUGCCUCUUCCUCUUCUCUGUGGUGCUCCGGGCACUCUUCCGGAAAUCGGACCCCAAGCGCUUCCAGAACAUCUUUACCACCCUCUUUACCUUAUUCACCAUGCUCACCUUGGAUGACUGGUCCCUCAUCUACAUGGACAACAGGGCCCAGGGGGCCUGGUACAUCAUCCCCAUCCUCAUGAUUUACAUCAUCAUCCAGUACUUCAUCUUCCUCAACCUGGUGAUUGCUGUGCUGGUAGAUAACUUCCAGAUGGCGCUUCUCAAAGGUCUGGAGAAAGAGAAGCUGGAGAAAGCUGCCCGGGUCCACGAGAAGUUGCUGGACGACUCUCUGACAGAACUAACCCAAGCAGGCAGCGGGACCUCCACUUCCAGUUCCUGCAGUUGGUGGCAUCAGUGGAGCAGCAUCAGCAGAAGUUUCGUUCCCAAGCAUCUGUCAUCGAUGAGAUUGUGGACAUUGCAUUUGAGGCUGGAGAAGAGGAUUUUGGGAAAUGACCCUGAAGAGCACCACCAUAUCGCCUCAAGUCUUUGGGAAGUGGCCUGCCAGGGUGGGUUGGGACAAGUCCCUAACUCUGCUGGCAUUGUUAUCCAGAACCAUGCUGGACUGAGGUCCCAAAAGAAUUUUAAAACCCCCAGGUGGCUCUGUUGUUGGAGCCCACUAGGU